Rana temporaria (common frog) is the source of this 3580-nucleotide messenger RNA. Its product is annotated as embryonic protein UVS.2-like. Gene Ontology annotation, molecular function: metalloendopeptidase activity; zinc ion binding. The record is from RefSeq and is a predicted model, not a curated record. NCBI's taxonomy places the organism in Eukaryota, Metazoa, Chordata, Amphibia, Anura, Ranidae. The transcript is spliced from 25 exons. Gene Ontology annotation, biological process: proteolysis. The coding region runs from base 58 to 3258 and encodes 1066 amino acids.
AACCAAGCUUCAGAGAGAAGAUAUUUCACAUUACAGUGAAGGAGAAUUCUGAACAAGAUGAAUGAAAAAGUCUUCCUCCUGCUUCUGGGCUGUGUGACGGGGCUGGUGACCAGUCUACCUCUAUCUGCACAAAUACAGUACAAUCUACUUGAAGUGAACAAAGAUGUGCAGUGUGGAGGAUCCUUCUUUGACUCUCAAGGCCGCUUCACAUCUCCGGGAUACCCAGGGAACUACAGUCCAAACAUGAAUUGUAACUUCACCAUCACAGCUCCUGUUGGAAAUAAGAUUGCUCUGACCAUAAGUGACUUCCAUUUAGAGUCUUCCAGUUUCUGUAUGUACGACUAUCUAACACUCUUCAUGGAUGGUACAAAAAGGGGUCCAUUCUGUGGGGAUCGCACCAUCCCUGUGCUUUACUCCAAAGGCAACUCUAUAGUUCUCGUAUUCCACAGUGACCAGUCUACCCAGGCAAAGGGCUUCCAAGUCUCUUACACCUUCUCCCCAAAGAGUGAAGACUCCGAAGUGCCACAAGGGAUCUUCAGCAAGAUUUUGAAAGCUAAUAAAGAUAGCAAAACACCCAUGUAUGGAGGCGAUGUGCUGGUACAGAAUGAGCGCAGUGCCAUGAACUGUCCUUCUUGCCUUUGGCCUAAAAGUGAUAGUGGUAGUGUUCUUGUUCCCUACACCAUAGAUUCCCGCUACAGUGCCAGUGACCUGAACAGUAUUGUGCUCGCCAUGGCCGAGUUUGAAACAUUGACUUGUGUGAGGUUUGUGCCUCUUACAACAGAAGAUGAUUACAUCAACAUCACUCCUGGUGAUGGCUGUUACUCAUAUCUUGGAAGAACUGGUGGAAGCCAGACAGUUUCAUUGGGUGGAGGCUGCAUCUACAGGGGGAUUAUACAACAUGAACUAGAACAUGCCCUGGGCUUCUACCAUGAGCAUGUAAGAAGUGACCGUGACAAUUAUGUUGACAUCAAUUUCCAGUAUAUCCCUAAAGGAAAAUUGGGUAAUUUUGCUAAAGCGGACACCAAUAACCUGGGCAGUCCAUAUGAUUACGGUUCAGUGAUGCAUUAUGAUGCCUAUGCAUUCACCAACACUUCAAACAAACCCACAAUUGUCCCCAAGCCUGACCCCAAUGUGCCUAUUGGGCAGACAAUUGGACUGAGCGUCUUGGAUGUCACUAAAAUUAACCGACUUUAUCAAUGCAGUGUCUGUGCGACUUUGCUUAAUAAUAAGACAGGAAUUUUCACUUCUGACAACUAUCCCUCUGCUUAUCCUGAUAAUGGUGACUGCGUUUGGUUGAUCAGAGUUCCAUCAGGGAAGGCUUCAUUGAAAUUCAGUACCUUUAAUAUCCAAUCCACUCCUAACUGUGACUCAGACUACAUGAGGAUCUAUGACGGUCCCUCUAAGAACUCUCCUGUGUUGUUGGAUAAAAUAUGCGGAAGUCAAACUAUCCCUCCAAUCAUCGCUUCCACAAGCCAGAUGCUAGUCCAGUUUGUCAGUGACGGGGCUGUUGCUGGGGUCGGCUUCCAAGCUUCAUAUAGCUCAGUGAAGUGUGGAGGAACCUUCUUUAACUCUCAAGGCAGCUUCACAUCUCCGGGAUACCCAGGGAACUACAGUCCAAACAUGAAUUGUAACUUCACCAUCACAGCUCCUGUUGGAAAUAAGAUUGCUCUGACCAUAAGUGACUUCCAUUUAGAGUCUUCCAUUAUGUGUAUGUACGACUAUCUAACACUCUUCAUGGAUGGUACACAAAUGGGUCCAUUCUGUGGGGAUCGCACCAUCCCUGUGUAUUACUCCAAAGGCAACUCUAUGGUUCUCGUAUUCCACAGUGACAAGUCUACCCAGGCAAAGGGCUUCCAAGUCUCUUACACCUUCUCCCCAAAGAGUGAAGACUCCGAAGUGCCACAAGGGAUCUUCAGUCAGAUUUUGAAAGCUAAUAAAGAUAGCAAAACACCCAUGUAUGGAGGCGAUGUGCUGGUACAGAAUGAGCGCAGUGCUAUGAACUGUCCUUCUUGCCUUUGGCCUAAAAGUGAUAGUGGUAGUGUUCUUGUUCCCUAUACCAUAGAUUCCCGCUACAGUGCCAGUGACCUGAACAGUAUUGUGCUCGCCAUGGCCGAGUUUGAGACAUUGACUUGUGUGAGGUUUGUGCCUCUUACAACAGAAGAUGAUUACAUCAACAUCACUCCUGGUGAUGGCUGUUACUCAUAUCUUGGAAGAACUGGUGGAAGCCAGACAGUUUCAUUGGGUGGAGGCUGCAUCUACAGGGGGAUUAUACAACAUGAACUAGAACAUGCCCUGGGCUUCUACCAUGAGCAUGUAAGAAGUGAUCGUGACAAUUAUGUUGACAUCAAUUUCCAGUAUAUCCCUAAAGGAAAAUUGGGUAAUUUUGCUAAAGUGGACACCAAUAACCUGGGCAGUCCAUAUGAUUACGGUUCAGUGAUGCAUUAUGAUGCCUAUGCAUUCACCAACACUUCAAACAAACCCACAAUUGUCCCCAAGCCUGACCCCAAUGUGCCUAUUGGGCAGACAAUUGGACUGAGCGUCUUGGAUGUCACUAAAAUUAAUCGACUUUAUCAAUGCAGUGUCUGUGCGACUUUGCUUAAUAAUAAGACAGGAAUUUUCACUUCCGACAACUAUCCCUCUGCUUAUCCUAAUAAUGGUGACUGCGUUUGGUUGAUCAGAGUUCCAUCAGGGAAGGCUUCAUUGAAGUUCAGUAACUUUAAUAUCCAAUCCACUCCUAACUGUGACUCAGACUACAUGAGGAUCUAUGACGGUCCCUCUAAGAACUCUCCUGUGUUGUUGGAUAAAAUAUGCGGAAGUCAAACUAUCCCUCCAAUCAUCGCUUCCACAAGCCAGAUGCUGGUCCAGUUUGUCAGUGACGGGGCUGUUGCUGGGGACGGCUUCCAAGCUUCAUAUAGAUCAGUGCAGUGUGGAGGAACCUUCUUUAACUCUCAAGGCAGCUUCACAUCUCCGGGAUACCCAGGGAACUACAGUCCAAAUAUGAAUUGUAACUUCACCAUCACAGCUCCUGUUGGAAAUAAGAUUGCUCUGACCAUAAGUGACUUCCAUUUAGAGUCUUCCAUUAUGUGUAUGUACGACUAUCUAACACUCUUCAUGGAUGGUACACAAAUGGGUCCAUUCUGUGGGGAUCGCACCAUCCCUGUGUAUUACUCCAAAGGCAACUCUAUGGUUCUCGUAUUCCACAGUGACAAGUCUACCCAGGCAAAGGGCUUCCAAGUCUCUUACACCUUCUUCCAGUAGAAGAGCAACAGAUGGCACAAAGAGAAAAUCUACCGGUUCUGGAAGGAAGCCGACAUCACUACAGGACACAAUGGGAAUUUGAUGGAACACGUAUAGAAAAGUUCACACAUUUGUAAACAUAUAUAUAAUGAUUAAAUGUACAUCGGAUCAUGCUAUUGUUUGCAUCUACAUUUAAAAAUACAAAAUAACAAUGCAUAAUUGUUUUCUCAUUUGAUUGGUAUUUUGAUUGGCUUGGUUAGGAAUAGAGGAGCUAAUUUUGGCGUCCUCUGGAUUCAUGGUGGUUUACAUUUAUUCUAAAGUGAUCAUUCUCAUUUCUUUAUCU